CCGUGCUCGGUUCGGUGUUGUCCCCUCGGGCUGGGAGCUGGCAGACGGUUGGAGGUGACCGGGUGGUCGUUUGAGGGGCCUUGUGGUGGCGUCGCCAUGCCGGGCAGCGCAGAUACCAGAGCUGCGCAUCAUGGACAGCGGAAGGGCAGGAGGCCACGGUCUAUGGAAAACAAAAAGACUAAACAAUUUGAGAAGAUGGAAACGACUCCCCUAGGAUUGAACAGUAACUACAAAGAGACAGCCAGCAACAUUUCUUCUGGCUCUCAGAAGAGUCCAGUGAAUGGAAGAGCAGAGUCCAGAAGCAAGCGGGCCAUUCGCCGGCCUGCUUACUGGCUGGAAAUGAGGGGCAUACAGAACGAUGUGAAAAAAUCAUCAGAUGAAAAAGCAGAAGUGAUUUUGAAAGGCAAGAGGAAAUCUGAGCACAGGGAAGGUGAAGAUCUUAAAGGCUCCCCCAAGAAGAAGCAGAAGAUUUCUGUUGUUAAAACAGGAAAAAAGCGGCAGUCUGGAACACAACAAAACUCCAAAACAAAAAGCCACAGUGUUCGGAAGGAACCAGAAACCUACAGCACAGGUAGUAUAGAAGAGCAGUGGUCUUUGGAAAUUCAGGACAAAGGUCGAGUUACUUGUCCUACAUGCCGGGCUGUGGUGAGAAAGACUGUAGAAGGACUGAAGAAACAUAUGGCAAACUGCAGACAGGAAACAUUCACAUGUCAUUAUUGUGGGAAACAGCUGAAGUCCCUGGGAGGAAUGAAAUACCAUGUCAUGGCAGACCACAGCAGUCAGACAGUUGUGAAGGAAGGAGGAGAACUGGAUGAGCAGCUUGAGCGAAGCCACCUUCGGAAGGUUUUGAAGCGUAUGGGAAAGCUGAAGUGUACAAGGGAGGGCUGCACAGGCAGCUUCACUAGCCUAAUGGGAUACCUGUAUCACAUUAAAAAAUGUGGGAAGACUGCUUCUGAGCUGGAGAAAAUAGCCAUGAAGUGCCAUCAUUGCGAUAAAGCAUACAGAUCAAAGGCAGGACUUGUGUACCAUCUCCGAGCUAAGCAUGGGCCGGUCACCUUCCUCCAUGAAGAAAGAAAAGAGAACCUGAAAGAUGCAAAAUGGGAGCAAAGUAGUACUGGUAGAGUUCAGAGGAGAUCUGCAAAGGUGGCAGUCUACUAUCUCCAUGAAUUAGCUGGAGAAGAACUGGCCAAAGAGUGGCCCAAGAGGAGAGUGCUGCAAGACUUGAUUCCAGAUGAUAGGAAGCUGAAAUAUACCCGCCCUGGACUGCCCACGUUUAGUCAAGAUGUGCUGUGCAAAUGGAAAACAGAAAUAAAGAUGUACCGAAAAGUCCACUGUCCAAAUGAGGGUUGUGAAUCUGUGUACGGCACGCUCUCAGGACUCAAAUCCCACCUCGGCACAUGUACAUUGGGAGAUUUUGUGGCUGGCAAAUACAAGUGUCUCCUGUGUGAGAAAGAAUUCAUUUCAGAGAGUGGAGUCAAGUAUCACAUCAACUCUGCACACGCUGAGGACUGGUUUGAUAUGAACACAAAUACCACCAAAAGCUUUGAGAAACUAAUGAAAAUCCGCCAAAGAGAGGAGCAGAGGAAGCAACGGAAGAAACAUCCUUUGACCCAGGGCAAAAAGAAGAGAACUGGGUCCUUGGCUACUAAGAAACUCCCCAGUGCUGGAGCUGAGAAAAAGAGAAGUAAGAGAGGCCGUCCAAAGCAAGUGGGCAAUGAAAAUGAGAGAAGUGAGGAAAUGAAACCUCAAGCUGCACGGAGAGACAAAUAUCCCAAAUCCAGCCACAAGCGAGGCCGGAAAUAAACCCUAACAGAAGGGAAAGGGUAAUCCGAAAUCUUUUCACUUACAAGCUCCAUUUCUAUCAGUCUCAUAACCCACAGGAUUCAAGAUGCUACAUAUCUACAGUUGCAGCGUUGGUAAUGCUGCAGCCUAGAACCCACAGAGCUGCCUUGCCCCAGUGCAAUGUGCUUUGUCAUACUCACAUGUCCAUAGUGUCCUUUGCUCUGCAAGUGAGUACUGUAGAUGCCUUCUUUGUUACAUUACAUAUUUAUUUUCAAUACUACUUCUGUUACAUGGAUGAGAUAUUUUAGCGGUGGCUUCCCUGGAUGGGAAAGAACAGAAGAAGGGGAUUCACUUUUUUUUUUUAUUAAGUCACGUGUUGGUAUUGAAUUCUAGGUCGUAGGGAGUAUCUUCUUAUGCUCCAGAAAAGCACCAGGUAUGAUAGAAA
Coturnix japonica (Japanese quail) is the source of this 2227-nucleotide messenger RNA. It is a transcript of the gene ZNF512, whose product is annotated as zinc finger protein 512. NCBI's taxonomy places the organism in Eukaryota, Metazoa, Chordata, Aves, Galliformes, Phasianidae. The record is from RefSeq and is a predicted model, not a curated record. Gene Ontology annotation, molecular function: zinc ion binding.